Messenger RNA from Trichoderma breve, 990 nucleotides. Its product is annotated as nmrA-like family domain-containing protein. Lineage: Eukaryota; Fungi; Ascomycota; Sordariomycetes; Hypocreales; Hypocreaceae. The record is from RefSeq and is a predicted model, not a curated record. The coding region runs from base 1 to 990 and encodes 329 amino acids. The transcript is spliced from 2 exons.
AUGGAAACUGUUCUCAUCAUCGGCGGAACUGGAGCCCAGGGAAUCCCUGUCAUUAAAGCAUUGACGUCGGAUGGUAAAUAUGCCGUACGAGUUAUAACAAGAAACGCGGCUACAUCGGAAGCCAAAUUACUUGCAGAGCUACCCGGAGUUACGAUUGUGGAAGGUGACUGCUAUGACGAAUCAACGCUCCGCAACAUCCUCCCCGGCGUUGAUCGUGUAUUCGCCAAUACUAAUGGACUUGCAAUCGGUGAAAUGGCCGAGAUAUACUGGGGCAUCCGCUUGUAUGAGUUAUCCCGAGAAUUCGGUGUUAAGCACUUUGUUUACGCCAGCCUCCCUUAUGCUUCUAAAAUUGGCAACUUCAACGACAAGUACAGGGUGGGACACUGUGACAGCAAGGCUAGGGUUGCCGAAUACAUUUCUGCGCAGCCGACAAGUCCUAUGGCCUGGUCGAUAAUAACGUCUUGUUUAUACAUGGAAAGCCUUUCGGAGUUUUUGGUGCCGACAUAUGAGCCGAGCGAUGACAUGCAUGUGUUUGCAUUGCCUCUUGGACAGGGCAGAUGCCCAAUGAUAACGCUCGAUGACAAUGCGGCCUAUGUCCGAUGGGCGCUCGACAACCCAUCACAAAGCAACGGACUUAACCUGAAGGUUGUGACAGAUAACGUCACCGGUGAUGAACUCGCCGCGGCAUUUUCCAAAGUUACGGGGAAAAAGUCCGUCUACAGGGAUGUUUCUCUUGAUGAAUAUUUUCGCCUUCCCAUUUUCCCUGAUCCAGAUGCUAAAAUGUCCUCAAAUCCUACCUCAAUCACUGUUCGAAAAAACUUUUCUGGUCUCUGGAAUAGUUGGAAGGACGAUUUAUGGAAGUGGGAUUAUCAAGUGUUGGAUCGGAUCUUGCCAACGCGAACUAAAAGCACGGAAGAGUGGAUGGUGAAGACGGGCUAUACAGGCAAAGCCGUACCACUUCUCAAAGAUUUCAUCUUUGCUGACAAAUAA